Molecule: messenger RNA, 1114 nt
Organism: Drosophila navojoa
Lineage: Eukaryota; Metazoa; Arthropoda; Insecta; Diptera; Drosophilidae
Gene: Apt1
Product: Acyl-protein thioesterase 1
Biological process (GO): protein depalmitoylation
Cellular component (GO): cytoplasm
Molecular function (GO): palmitoyl-(protein) hydrolase activity; carboxylic ester hydrolase activity
Source: RefSeq, a predicted model, not a curated record
AAUCAUAUGCAUACGUAUUAGUCUGUAUAUAUUUCCAAUAGCUCAGCUGAAAUCAGUUUUCUGUGUGCUCUAGUAAAUAAUACAGACUAAAAAGAAUAAUAGCAAAUUUUGCGUACCUGGUACCUACAUACCUCUGGGAAAUUACGAAAAACGAAAGAGGCUAAACCUUCGUCAUGGCAGCCCCGGUAAUUGUGGAGGCCACGGUCAAGCAGACGGCGACGCUCAUAUUCAUGCACGGCUUGGGAGACACUGGACAUGGCUGGAGUAGCGCUUUGGCUGCAGUGCGACCACCCUUCAUGAAGGUCAUCUGUCCAACGGCACCGACACAGCCUGUGUCACUGAAUGCCGGGUUCCGUAUGCCGUCGUGGUUUGAUUUGAAGACGCUGGAUAUCGGUGGGCCAGAGGAUGAGCCAGGUAUACGCGCUGCUCGCGAUGAUAUCCAUGGCAUGAUCAAUAAGGAGGUUAGCGCUGGCAUACCAGCCAAUCGCAUCGUGAUUGGCGGCUUCUCACAAGGCGGCGCCUUGGCUCUUUACUCGGCACUGACCUACGAACAGCCUUUGGCUGGCGUAGUGGCUCUGUCGUGUUGGCUGCCACUGCACAAGCAGUUUCCUGAUGCCAAAGUGAGCAGCGAUGAUGUACCCAUAUUCCAGGCACAUGGCGACUAUGAUCCCGUGGUACCAUAUAAAUUUGGACAGCUGAGCGCGAGUUUGUUGAAGUCCUUCAUGAAGAAUGUCACAUUCAAGACCUACAAUGGACUCUCGCACUCGUCCUCUGACGAGGAAAUGAACGACGUGAAGGACAUAAUCAGUAAAUGGACUCAUUGGGAGGGCCAGAGCAUGGCAAGAAAGGCGCAAUGCUGCCAGAUAUCAUAGUAGCUAUAUGCAUAGGCUAUGCGAAUUGUAUGUAGUUGCAGUUCCUUCCACAGUCCCUAGUCAAGAAACGCGCCGAGCAGAUGUCUGAGAUUUUUUUUAUGUAUUCUAGAUAUUAUUUUGUACAUACGUAUUAUGUAGAUUUUAGGCAUAUUAAAUACAUAGCUAUUGGAAGUCUCCACUUGGUGGAUGGAUGUAAAGAAGAUUCGCUAAAGCGAAUUAAACUAAUAAAGUUUUGUGACGAC